Messenger RNA from Anarrhichthys ocellatus (wolf-eel), 2900 nucleotides. It is a transcript of the gene tc2n, whose product is annotated as tandem C2 domains, nuclear. The record is from RefSeq and is a predicted model, not a curated record. NCBI's taxonomy places the organism in Eukaryota, Metazoa, Chordata, Actinopteri, Perciformes, Anarhichadidae. Gene Ontology annotation, cellular component: nucleus. The coding region runs from base 95 to 1564 and encodes 489 amino acids. The transcript is spliced from 13 exons.
CUGGCAUUUCUCUCCAGUCGGCCCGUGAGAGAACUGCACCGCCGGAUGUGCAAACUUUAUCCUAUUAAAGUGGAAACAUCGCACGGUUGCAGCUAUGGAGUGCCUCAAAGACUGCUGCAAGAAGUUCAUGAAGAAGAAGGGGAGGGAGCAGGAGGCCCACGUGAUCGUGCUGAAGAUGCCUCCUAAGGCAUCAGGAUGGGAGCCGGAAGGCGGGCGAAGGGAAGUCACAGAAGACUACCUCCUGUCCAAGCUGCCUCCGGACGGCAGAGAGGUGCCGUUCGUCCUGCCAACCUUCAAGGCCUCCUACAUCCAACCCAAAAACUCCCGCUACCCCAAUUUACAGUCUGGCCCGCAGAGUUCAGCCCGGUGCACGUAUGCAGAAAGGAAAGCAGAGCUUCUGGGCUCCAGUCACUUCACCUACAGCCCUGAGUCCAGCUUCCAUCAGGGUCAGGUGGCCGAGUACCUCUCCCCCAGAUCAACCCGCCGCGGCACACUGAAGAACAGAGACUCCGGUCCCCAAAGCCCAGGUAGGACGCUGAAUGUGGGCGACGAGCAGCGACUGAGCAGCUCAAUGUUUGAUCUGUCCAGCCCUCAGAUUCACAUGCAGUGCUUCGACUCCGUCUCCAGCGUCCUCAGCAGCACGUCCUCCAUGAUUGGCUCCAUUGAAAGCAGCCUUGACUCUGUUUACAUCAAUGAUGCUCGGUGCUCAAACGUAGUCAACGUUGAAGACUCCGUCACCCUGUCUGGGGACGAGCGUGAUUUGGGGAAGGUGUGCGUCCGAGUGAGCUACCAGGAGGCUCUGGAGCAGGUGUGGAUCACCGUGGUUCAGUGUUCAGACCUCAACCGUGUUCCAGAUGGAGUGGAACAGCAGAAGAUUGGAUUUAAAGGGAUCAUCACCCUCCCCAAACCCAUACAGUUCAAGAGCUCGAUCAAGGACUACUGUCAGGAUGUGUCCUUCAUGGAGACCUUCGUGUUUGCGCUGCAUCUCCAGCAGUUGCGCUGCAGUGCUUUGAUGUUGCGACUGCAGACGCACAACCCCAAGAAACGCACGGUGGCCGAGUGCGUCCUCUCCCUACGACAGCUCGGCCCUCAGGAGACGGAGCACUGGCUCGAGCUCAACUCUCCGUCCAAAUCCUCUGUGUGCCACUCUGAGUUGCAUCUCACCACCUGUUUUCAACCAGUCAACGGACGCAUCCAGCUCCAGGUGCUCGCCGCCCAAAACCUCCCAACCUCCUCCUCACCGCUCACCCAAGCCUUUUUUGUCAAAGUGGAGAUGCGUCAGUUGGGGCGGGUGGUGAUCAAGAAGAAGACUCGCGUCCUGAAGGCCUCGGGGGGGCAGUGUAAGUGGGCGGAGACUUUUCACUUCCUCUUGGCCUCGUUAGACCAAGCCUGCUCGCUGUCAGUCAAACUCUACAGCCGGAGCUCGGUCAGGAGGAAACACUGUCUAGGACAGGUUCAGCUGGGAUUCGACAGCCCCGUCCCAGAAGCAGUGGAGCGGUGGAAGGACACGAUGGCUAACCCAGAGAAAGUGGUGUCUGCGUGGCACCGGCUGAGCGCUGCCUGAACCUCCUCUCCUUGCGUCUUCUUUACGCUCUACGGACGUGACGCUCUCGUGGUGCAGGUCCAGCUGUGCCGGCUUGCUUCUCCACAGAUGGACACAGUCUUGUACACUAGCUGAGUCAUCCCUGACGGACGGGACUGUAAACUACUGAAAGUGCUCUGAACGCCCUGAGACACCAGAUUUCCACUGUUCAGGUGCUCGGUUGUAAAUAGGGGUUUCGAACAAAGUUUAAUCGCUGGAAGUUAGGGUUGUUUUUGUUUAGACACAAUUUAACAAAGUCAGCUUCAUAGCAUUUAGCCGUAUAUAACGCGGAAUUUUGUAACUCACAUGCCUUUUUAGGGAAAAACUUGUCACUCUGUUUAAAUUAGAUAGAACGUUUACAAGCAGAGAAAGUCACCAUAAAGCCAAACUCACUUUAUCAGUCUGUACUUAAGACCCAUCGUAAAGGAUAAGGCUGACAGUAUUCUAUACUUUUCUUAUUGUCAACAAACCAAACAUCGAUCAAAACUAACCAUUUCUGGGUUCUUUUUUCAGCCCCAUUGGUUCCACUGAAAUCUUUAAAUACUACUCAUGACCACAGUUUUUUUUAAGUCUCUAUAAUUUCCUAAAACAGCCAGGCACUAUAGUGUUCCACAAACAUUACUUAAACAUGCAAUAACUGAAUGUUUUGGCCACUUGUUUGCUGCAGAAACAAGUUGUGAACACAAUAUCAUCAUCUUUUAAGUUGAUACGGCAAACAGUUAUGAACAUAAAUCCAAUAUUUAAUCUUUUUUUUUUAGCUUUGUUUUAGGUCUCGACCAACUCCCGAGGGAUAAAUCUGACUCUUAACCUGUUAAAUGCUCCACUAUGUUCACCAGCUAGUUGCUAACUGCAUCUGUCUGCUGUUUAGUGCUGAGAAGGUUGUGUACAGUGGGUUUUCAGAGCCUCUUAUCUGAAAACAGCACUACAUAAAUGCAGUCCAUUUACCAUUUGUAGCCACUUUAAACGGGAGUAAAUAGUGUUUUUUCAGGGACUAUUUUUGAUGUGGAUUUAUAAACAUUUGGUAUGUUAGCGAGUGAUAUGUUUUAAUAGUUUUUGGAUAACAAUGAAUUGAGGAAUCAGUGAUGUAUGACUUUGUAGUAAAAUCAAUUCACUGUUGGUUUUGGUCUUUUCAUGAUAUCCGUUGACAAUAAGAGAAAUAUAAAUAUCACUCGAUUUAUCUUUUAUUUCCCAUCAUGUUACUGUAGAAUACCAGAGUAUCAAACCUUAGCUGUAACGCUUCUGAUGAAAGCACUUUAUUUUUGAUGUAUUUAAUGUAUUAAUGUUGAAAGUUUAGUGAUUAAAAGUAGAUGUCGUUUAA